GUUUUGGAAGGGAAUGGUGGGAGAUACACACAGUGGGAACGGAGUACAGAGGUGCUUGGAUGCCAGCUGAAGCUUCUCACCUCCUCCCAAUAAUAUUAAAAUGUCUGACGAUGCCGGUGACACCUCAGCCACUGGAGACAAAGCAGAAAUUACCAAGAUGCCCAAUAGCAAGUUUUUACCCAAAGAGACAGAAGCACACUGUGAUUCAGCUACGAUUCCAAAUGAGCCAACACCAGCUGAUGCCACAGAAGAUGGGCAUGAAAAUGCAACCAUUCAGCGUGCAGAGACUGCAAAUGCCCAGCACCCUGAGCCCCAACACCCCAGUGCCACGCAGCAUCCCCCCAAUGGAGAAGUGACUGAGGAUGCGCUUGCUGAAUGCAUUGACUCCGUCAGCCUCGAGGCAGAACUUGGAUCUGAAAUACCCCUGAAAGAGCAGAGUAAUCCGGCUGUGGAUUCCCCAUCACAUGGAGGGGGAUGGGCAGGCUGGGGCUCCUGGGGCAAAUCUCUGCUCUCAUCAGCAUCUGCCACAGUAGGUCAUGGAUUGACAGCAGUCAAGGAAAAAGCAGGAGCCACACUACGGAUUCAUGGUGUAAACUCCAGCUCUUCUGAAGGGGCCCAACCUGAUACCGAAAGUGGAGUCCCUCAAACAGAUGUGGCCACAGAUCAGAGUCCCACAGAAAGCCCACCCACUUCUCCCUCAUCCGGGUCUCGGGGCAUGCUGUCCGCCAUCACCAAUGUGGUUCAAAACACAGGUAAAAGCGUCUUAACGGGCGGUCUGGACGCUCUGGAAUUCAUUGGUAAGAAAACCAUGAAUGUCCUUGCGGAGAGUGACCCAGGCUUUAAGCGGACCAAGACACUCAUGGAGAGAACCGUUUCCUUAUCUCAGAUGUUAAGAGAAGCCAAGGAGAAAGAGAAGCAGAGGUUGGCCCAGCAGCUCACGGCCGAGAGGACCGCACACUACGGGAUGCUGUUUGAUGAGUAUCAAGGUUUGUCACACCUGGAAGCCCUGGAAAUUCUGUCCAAUGAAAGUGAAAGCAAGGUUCAGUCAUUUUUAACAUCGCUUGAUGGAGAGAAGCUGGAACUCUUAAAAAACGACCUAAUUUCCAUUAAAGACAUCUUUGCAGCCAAAGAAUUGGAGAAUGAAGAGAAUCAAGAAGAACAAGCCUUAGAAGAAAAGGGAGAAGAAUUUGCUAGCAUGCUUACAGAGCUUCUCUUUGAAUUACAUGUUGCAGCCACGCCUGACAAACUCAAUAAGGCCAUGAAGAAGGCUCAUGACUGGGUGGGAAAAGAUCAAGCUACCGUAUCAGUAGAUAUGGCAGAAGAGGCAGAGGAGAACACCAAAAAGGAAGAAAAGGAAGAGAAACCAGAAAAUCCUGAAGAAGACAAAAAGGAAGAGAGAAGAACUAAGACAGUUGAGGAAGUAUACAUGCUGUCCAUCGAAAGUCUGGCAGAAGUAACAGCACGUUGCAUUGAGCAGCUGCAUAAAGUAGCAGAGUUAGUUCUUCAUGGGCAGGAAGAGGAAAAACCAGCUCAGGACCAAGCAAGAGUUCUGAUAAAAUUAACUACUGCAAUGUGUAAAGAAGUGGCCUCCUUAUCAAAGAAGUUUACGAAUUCUUUAACCACUGUUGGGAGCAACAAGAAGGCUGAGGUUCUUAACCCCAUGAUCAAUAGUGUAUUGCUAGAGGGCUGCAAUAGCACGACAUACAUCCAGGAUGCCUUCCAGCUGCUGCUGCCUGUGCUGCAGGUCUCACACAUCCAGACCAGUUGUUCAAAAGCACAGCCGUGACCUGGCCAGACUCCCAUCUAGUGAAAGAAAAGGGAGGCCACAUUGCUCUGUUAUAUAUCAGUGAAGGGGAUGUUCUCUGCACAUCUGGCCACAGACGCCCCUUUGAGGACUCUACAAGCAAUUUUGCACGGACAGUAUGGAGAACGCAAGUUGAGAGAGAAUGUCAUUUCUCUUAAUGUAUAUGGUUGUUUUUACAAAUAAGUGUAUUUCCUUUAUGUUAAUUUAAGUUUACAAGGCUUUAUGUUGAUAAUUUCCUUUAAUUUGAAGUUCAUUCACCAAUAUUCAUUUCCAUUUUCCUGGUCAAGCAUGCUAUAUUUAGAAAUUCAUGGGUAGAUCCUAUACUUUUUAUUUAAUCCUUUAAAUUCCCACCUUUAAAUGUCCCAUUCUUAUGGUGUUUCUUUAAAUCAAAUCUUAUACCGAACUUAGUUUUGUUACAUAAAUAUGGCAAAGAUAACACUACUUACAGAUAUUACCUAUUAUAGUAAAAGAGAAACAUAAAUAUCUCUUUAUAGUAAUUCAUUCUGAAAACAAGCUUUCAUUGAACUCCUACUGCGUGCUCACAAUAGAAGAACAUGAUCUGAACCCAGGAAAAGAGUAGUUAGGUACUCUAAGUAAUCUUUAUGCCCAAUGCGGGACUCAGACUCACAACCCUGAGAUCAAGUUGCAAGCUCCAUCAACUGAGCCAGCCAGGUGCCCCUAGACAGAUGCUCUAAAAGAGGAUUAAUAAUAAUUCUUAAAAUGCUUAAAAAUACUAAUAAAUUUUCCAAACCUUAAGAGUUUUGAUGAGCAAGGUAAAACUAGUGUUUUUGUUUUUUUUAAUGUUCUGCUCUUCAAUGUAUUCUUGUAUUUUUCCAUACUCCUUGGACUUUUUGAUCCCAAACUUUAUAUAUGGUGUGAAAAUAUAUAUGAAAGGGGGGUACAAAAGAGUAUUCAGUUUAAACUAGACUUUUUGUGACCAUAAGUACAUGAUAGCAUAAUUACAAAGCCUGGAAAUAUCCGAAUAGAAAAUUAAAGGGAUUUGAACACAACACACCCCCAGACUGCACCUUUAACUCCGAUUCAAGCUAUUGUAUAAAUACACACAUCACACUCCCCAGUGGUAAAUACCAUCAUUGCUUCUAAAGGGCAGAAAAUACUGAUGUGUGGCUUGACUAACUGGUAGAUUGAUCCAUGACAGAUUUCACUGAAGACCCGGUGGCCAGGAGAGGCAUUGUCUGUGAACACUUCUCCUGAGCUCCAUACACUCAUUCUGGUGGGGGUUCAUCCGAGCCCCAUCAGCAUCCCGACGGGCAUUGUCACAAGAUGUCUUGCUCCCUGGUUCUCUCUAAGGCAAAUGAACCUUGUACUUUUAUAGGGGUGAAAAUCCUUUGUUCACAUAUGCUUUCCCUCCCCUGAUAGAGUAGACUGCCUAUGUUCCAUACAGGCAAAAUAGGAAUAUUUUAAUAUUAUCCUAUGUCUUAUUAGCAUUUUACUUGUGUCCUACAUUUCAUUUUGUGUAUCUCCUGAAACAACCAAAUAGAAAACAUAAGAAUAAUUAUUUACAAUCUGGAAAAGAACUCUCUGAGGAAUCAAUUAAAGAUGCUUUUUUUUCUA
This is a messenger RNA of Prionailurus viverrinus (fishing cat), 3379 nucleotides long. RefSeq names its product family with sequence similarity 114 member A1 (gene FAM114A1). The record is from RefSeq and is a predicted model, not a curated record. Lineage: Eukaryota; Metazoa; Chordata; Mammalia; Carnivora; Felidae. The transcript is spliced from 14 exons. Bases 101 to 1786 code for a protein of 561 amino acids.